This is a messenger RNA of Brassica napus (rape), 2258 nucleotides long. RefSeq lists its product as uncharacterized. The transcript is spliced from 3 exons. The coding region runs from base 127 to 1257 and encodes 376 amino acids. The record is from RefSeq and is a predicted model, not a curated record. Lineage: Eukaryota; Viridiplantae; Streptophyta; Magnoliopsida; Brassicales; Brassicaceae.
UCUUGCGUUUCAUUACCUCCUCUCUAAGCCGGCGUCGUCCCUGUACACGAUGAACCCUAACUCCAAACCCUAACUCCGAUUUGGCUUCGUCACAUCCGCCUCAAAAUUAAAGAAAAUUGAAUCUGAAUGGCCUCAUCUUCGGGUACCAAGAAGUAUCCUCCGCGGCUUUACGAGAUUGGUAAAACGCCUAUUCAAUCUCGGAGCAUGAACCACAUUUUUUUUCUGUCCAACCUUCAAGUAAUGAAAGAGUCUGUCGGCGAAGACGUUUGGCUUGAGUUAAGAGAAUCAGCUGUAGGCGUGAUUAUCAAGCUGAAGGAGUUGGAGUACACUUGGUCUGCAAAACAUGUUCAUUAUUUUCUGGUGAAUCAAUUGGCGAUUCAGUACAGUCAUGAAGUUUGGUCUUUGAUAGAAGACCAGCCAUUGAGGUUCUCUCUGUAUGAGUUUGAAGAUAUUACAGGGUUAAAUUGUGAUCCCUUUGACACGCAAGAACAAUGGGAUGUGGCUCAUGAAGACUUUUGGGUGGAGAUGAAAGUUCCAAUUUCUGAAGGACCCAAGUUGAAUGAACUUCAAGCCCUUUUUCCGAUCAUCAGAAAUUGGCCUAGAGAGAAGCGUGUAAUGGUUGGCUUGUUGUGUCUACUAUCCAUUGGCAUAUUUGGCAUUUCAAGCAAUAGUAGAAUACCUCUGCAUUUGGCGAAAAGGGUGAUGGAUCCAGCAGCUUUUCAGCGCCAUCCAUGGGGUCGUGUGGCAUUUACCAGCCUUGUGGAUUCUAUUAAAGUGGUGACAUACGAAGAAAAGAGGAGUUACACACUACAUGGUUGUGUUCAUGCAUUGCUUAUUUGGAUAUACGAGUCUGUGCCAGUUUUAGGAGAGAUAUAUGGGCAUCGGAUAGAGGAAGCUGAGGUUCCGCUUCUGUCAUGGCAUGGUUCUCGUCAGCGUAUCAACUUCCCAAACUUCUGUGCACAAGAAAAGAAAAAAUAUCAGAAGAUUCGUGUAAGGCAUAUGAUUGUAAAGGCAAUGGAGGAUAGAUAUUCGAAAUGGGACGAAGAUAAACCGCCUGAUGAUUUGGAUAACAUGAUAGUUGACAUCCUUAAUGAUCAGCUAAACGACAAGUUUUGGGAUGUAGUGCCACUUACCAAGUGCCAGAAGAGAAAAACUCAAGUCAGUGCACCUAGUGUUCCCGAAAGAGUGGAUACGAGCCCCUCCACAAAACGAAGGAAGGAGAAAGACACUGCACCAGAAAUGGUAUUCAUAACUUAAACCAACUUUUAAAAUUGUUUUAACGGGAGGUUUAAAUUAAUUUAAACUGCAAAUUGAUUCCAACCAAAAUUAAAAAUUUAUUUAAACCGAAAAUAAUCUAAACUGAACCAAGUUAUACCAAACCAAAAUCUUAGUGAAUUUAACCAGAAAUUCGAGUGGAUAAGUCUGCUACAAUAAGUGUUUCUUAAUAUGGUAAUUAAAAUUUGAUUUAAAAGUCUGCCGUCAAAGAUGGCAAUUUUUAAAAUCUGCCACCAAAUGAAUAUAAAAGUCGACCAGAAAUUUAAAUCGGAUAAACAUAUCUUUCAUAAAAAUUUAUAUCUAUUACUCUUAAAAAGUCGGCUGAAGGUAAUUUUAAAUCGGUUUAAAAAAUCUAACUAAUACGAUAUAAAACUGCCAAUUUUUAAAAAUCUGUCUCGUCAUUCGAUAGACUAAAACAUAUAAAUCUAUUGAAGACAUUAAAUCGGACAAAUAAAUCAGCCAUCUUUAAAAAAUCUGUUGUAACUUAAAAGUCUGCUUCCAAAUACACGGCAGAUAUAAAUUUAACAGCAUGUUUAAUGAACAGAUUUAUGUUACAAUAUAUUUGUUUUUUUGUCAAAUAAAUCUGCCGACAAUUUUUUUUUCAAAAUUUAAAUGGCAAUUUUGUAAUAUACUUUUCUGCUCACAACUGUAAAAAAGGGCAUUUUCGACCAUAAAAAUAUUUUAGUAAUUUUGAACUUUUAAGAUUUAUUCUAGUAAUAACUCAAGUAAUUUGACUCGUUUUAGUAAACUCCCCAUAAUCUUAAAAAAUGUUAGAAACUAUGAGAUGUGUUUUUCUUAAGCUGCAUCUGUGAGGGUAAUACUUGUGUGCUUUUUAUAAUAUGAAUGUUUGGUUGAACGAGAAGUUUGCUCUACAAGUAAAUAGCGCAAUACUCUACGGAGAGUCUUUGAUGGAAGAGUCAACAUAUCCUAUUCUACAAGUUUGCUCUUUUUGUCUUAAUCUUUGAUGGAAUAGUCAACAUGCU